Messenger RNA from Magallana angulata, 1522 nucleotides. RefSeq lists its product as uncharacterized. The record is from RefSeq and is a predicted model, not a curated record. Gene Ontology annotation, cellular component: endoplasmic reticulum. Gene Ontology annotation, molecular function: iron ion binding; L-ascorbic acid binding; procollagen-proline 4-dioxygenase activity. The coding region runs from base 56 to 835 and encodes 259 amino acids. Gene Ontology annotation, biological process: peptidyl-proline hydroxylation to 4-hydroxy-L-proline. The transcript is spliced from 6 exons. NCBI's taxonomy places the organism in Eukaryota, Metazoa, Mollusca, Bivalvia, Ostreida, Ostreidae.
CAAGCAUGCUUCAGAACAUCACUUCUCAAGUAUAACCUUAUCAACAACAGCAAUAAUGCCAGAGGAACCGGCUUCCGUAACAAAAGUUAUCAGCUCUACUUUGAAAAAACUUCGGUACGGAGGAAAGAGUAAAUCCCGGAAAGAAUUGGAAAGUGGUAAAAUGGAACCCGGAAAAGUCAUCCAGAGACAGGAGAUUGAGCUGCAGAGAUGCUGGGAGGGAAAGCUGGUCUUCCUUCUUCACAACGUCUUCACCAAGAAGGAAUGCUUGCAGUUGAUCAAGGAAUCUGAAAUGAGAGGUUUCAGUCCUGCUAUGAUCCAUACUGCUGAUGGAAAAGAAAUUACAAAGACUGACACAAGAAACAAUUACCACAACUUCCUGGAUUCUGUGGAGGAAAUGGAGAAAAUACAGAAGAGAUUGAGACCAUACAUUCCAGAACUUUGGCGAAAUCACAAAAUAGUAGGACUGAACGAAAGACUUCGUGUUCAGCGCUACGACUCAGGAGAGUACUUCAAGCCUCACUUCGAUGCCGGAUUUCGCAGAGAAAAUGGCGAGAAAAGUUUCCUAAGUGUGCAGAUUUUUCUAAACGAUGACUUUCUAGGAGGCGACACAACGUUUUUAGACCUUGAAGAAUCCGAGAGAAUUGAAGUGGAACCCAGAACAGGUUCAGUUCUAAUCUACCAACACGACAUCUUACAUGAAGAUUCGGCCGUCCUUUCCGGAAGGAAGUACGCACUCCGUACCGACGUCAUGUACUCCGCAGAAAAGGUGGAGGACGAAAAAGAGCUCAGGCGACUGAGGAAAAACGACAAGGGAAAAUUCGGGAUGUUUAUGUGAAAAAUCGUCACUAUACAAGAUACUUUUUUCGAUAAUAUUGUGUCCCACUUCUGGUUUCACUUUGCAGCCAGCAUCACUUCAUUGACAUGUACCCAAAGCUUUGGCUUCGAGUGCACUUUAUCAUUAGUAGUCUUAUCUAUAGUGAUUAGGUGUAUCUUGUGAACACGCGCUUUUUUCAUGUAUGAUUUUUUUAUUGAGGUCUCUGUGUGAUAUGUGAGAAUUCCCAUUAUAUUUUCUUUUAUAUAUACUAACGUUGUAUAUUUAAUCUUUGUACAAAGAGAGAUAUUUAUUGAAGUUUACUUCACUAAUAAAAGCUGUAAUUUGGUACCAGAUUUUUUUUUUAAUUCCAGUCAAUGACAGUCUUAAUUCGUCAGUCUGAUAGCAAGCAUUGCAUUUUCUACAUGAAAAUGCAUCCUUUUAAAUCAGGCUUGGUCAGCUGACUAAAUACACGUAUAGGUAUAAUACAGUACAAAUACAAUACAAAAAAUCUAAACGCGACUACCAUACGUGCAUGUAUAUAGUUCUAGAUCUUUUUACCAUACGUGCAUGCAUAUAGUUCUAGAUCUUCACUGUCGAAGACUGUUGUCAAUCUGCUUGCAUUUUUUUACUUCCAGGCAACAAAUAAUGCAAAUUGAUAUAGACAGAAUCAAUUACUGAGUAUGUUUCUGUCUGAAUUAGACUGAGAGC